CGCUCUGAUUGGCCCCGCGGAGGGCCGGGGGCGGUUUGAGCGGCAGCGCCGGGCGCGGCGGCGGCUCCACUGCUCGGGCACCAUGCUGCCCCUAUCCUUAUUGAAGACGGCGCAGAACCACCCUAUGCUAGUGGAGCUGAAGAACGGGGAGACGUACAACGGGCACCUGGUGAGCUGUGACAAUUGGAUGAACAUCAACCUGCGGGAGGUCAUCUGCACAUCCCGGGAUGGAGACAAGUUCUGGAGAAUGCCAGAGUGCUACAUUCGUGGCAGCACCAUCAAGUACCUGCGAAUCCCUGAUGAAAUUAUUGACAUGGUGAAGGAGGAGGUGGUGUCCAAGGGCAGAGGCCGUGGUGGGAUGCAACAGCAGAAGCAACAGAAGGGCCGUGGUAUUGGAGGUGCUGGGCGAGGUGUCUUUGGUGGCCGUGGCCGAGGGAUUCCAGGCAGUGGAAGAGGCCAGCAAGAGAAGAAGCCAGGCAGGCAAUCAGCAAAGCAGUGAGAGGCUGGUGGCAGCUUGGCUGAGCACCAGCACUGCCAGCCUGAUGGGUUUUUUGUCACCUCAGGAUUGCCAUGUGUUCAAAAGUGUCCCCUCCCUGCUCCUCCACCAGCUGAUCAGUGCCCGAAUCAGGUAGUUUGGAAGCCCCUUUGCAACUGGGUCUGGUGCAGUGGGGUUCAUUCACUGCUCCUAGGCAGCAAAUCAUUGGAAAUGCUUUAAAAAAAUCAUUGGUGGGUAAGGACCUGAGCUCUGCCUCCCGAGAGGGGAGGCACUGCUUCAUUUUUCAGGGCCAACAGGUUUAAUUUGGAUUGUCCUGCACAGUGGUCUGAGAAGGAAGCUGACACUGUCUGGAUCGUUUGGGUUUUGUUUAAUACUUGGGACAGGAAAACUCAUUGCACUUGUAACAGGUGUUGAGGUUUGGUUUGCAAAGCCUGACCUCCAGGACUUUUGUCUCUUUGUGGUCUUAAAGGUUUGGGGGCUGUUUAAAAACAACAAACUUUUAA
This is a messenger RNA of Pogoniulus pusillus (Red-fronted tinkerbird), 999 nucleotides long. It is a transcript of the gene LSM4, whose product is annotated as LSM4 homolog, U6 small nuclear RNA and mRNA degradation associated. The record is from RefSeq and is a predicted model, not a curated record. Gene Ontology annotation, molecular function: U6 snRNA binding. The coding region runs from base 83 to 499 and encodes 138 amino acids. Gene Ontology annotation, cellular component: spliceosomal tri-snRNP complex; U6 snRNP; P-body. Gene Ontology annotation, biological process: mRNA splicing, via spliceosome; nuclear-transcribed mRNA catabolic process; P-body assembly. The transcript is spliced from 5 exons. NCBI's taxonomy places the organism in Eukaryota, Metazoa, Chordata, Aves, Piciformes, Lybiidae.